ACUUGUCAAAUGUCGUGAUAGUGUUGAUAAACUUCUGUCAACUUCAGCGAUGACUUUGACUCAAUUUUACUGUUUUUGAUUUUAUACAAUUUUUAAAACAUGGAUCUAAGAGAAGAAAGUAGUGAUGUUUUUAAUCACGGACAUGUCACUCAGACUAGCUUUCCUGUGAUAAGGACCGCAGUUAAUACAUCGACUCGCAUUUGUGAUCCCAAGACUGUGAAUAACAUUCCAUCAUCUAAUCCUGACAGUAUGGUCGUUCGACAUGAACGCAGUUAUAGACGAGCUUAUAUGUCUGUAGCCAUAUUAUGUUUCAUUAAUCUUAUAAAUUAUAUGGAUCGUUAUACUCUUGCAGGGGUUUUAAAGGAUGUUAAAGAUUAUUAUCAUUUGAGUGAUACUCAGGCUGGGCUUUUACAAACAUCCUUUAUUGCAAGUUACAUGGUCAUGGCACCUAUUUUUGGAUAUUUAGGAGAUAGAUAUAGCAGAAAAUUUAUCAUGGCUGCUGGAAUUACAUUUUGGAGUGUAACUACAUUUUUAGGUUCUUGUAUACCAUCAGAGUAUUUCUGGUUGUUCAUGUUUUUGAGAGCUUUAGUUGGAACUGGUGAAGCAAGCUAUUCAACAAUAGCACCUACAGUCAUUGCAGAUUUGUUUUCCGAUUCAUCAAGAACUAGAAUGUUAUCCUUAUUCUAUUUUGCGAUUCCUGUUGGAAGUGGUUUGGGCUAUAUCGUUGGUUCUGGAGUUGCUAGUGCAUUUGGUUACUGGUAUUGGUCAUUACGGGUAACUCCACCCCUUGGAAUAUUGUCUGUGAUACUUUGUUUAACAGUACUGAUUGAACCACCUCGUGGACAAGCAGAAGGUGGUAUUUCUUCUGGUAAUAACAGUGUGUUUCAAGACAUCAUUGAAGUUGUAAAAAUACCAUCAUUUUUAUGGGUAACCUUGGGCUUUACUUGUGUGACAUUUUCUGUUGGAGCAUUGGCAUGGUGGGUACCUGAUUUCAUGACAAAUGCUCUUCAUGUGAAAGGUGAAAUCCCAGACAAAGCACAAGUUAGCUUGGUGUUUGGAGUUAUUACUUGUUUUGCUGGCAUAGCUGGUGUUGUAUUAGGUUCUUUGAGUUCUCAGUUCUAUAGAAAAUACAACCCUAGAGCUGAUCCAUUAAUUUGUGCAUAUAGCAUGAUAGCAGCUGUACCUUUGGUAUUUACUGCAUGUCUCAUUGCUGCGUCAAACACUACAUUAGCUUACGCUUUAAUAUUUUUUGGAGUUACACUUUUAUGUGUAAAUUGGGUGCUUGUUGCUGAUAUAGUUUUGUAUGUUGUUAUUCCAAGACAAAGAGCCAUGGCUGAAGCAAUUCAAAUAACAAUAUCUCAUGCUCUAGGAGAUGCAUGUAGUCCUUGGGUUAUUGGUACUAUUUCAGAUGAAAUAUCGAAGAAGUUAUCGGAUGGUGACACAAGCAUUUUUAUUGAAUUUACAAGCCAACAAUAUGCUUUAUUUGUAACAAUGUUUGUGUUAGUCAUUGGAGGUCUCUUUUUCUUCAUCAAUUCAUUUUAUGUUGCUGAGGAUAAGAAGAAAUGUUGGGAGCAAACUCAAAAUGAAAUGUCUGCUAUUCUCAUACCAAACAUAUCGGAAUAUGAAGAAUAAUAUGUAAUGAUGUAGAAAAUUAUUUGCUCAAAGUCUCAUUGUUUUUUCUUGUUUUGUUUUGUUUUUAUUUGCUCAAUUUGCACAAGCGACAUGUGAUUGUAUAUUUUGUAUAUUAGAGCGAACACACUUAAAAAAAAAGUCGGUUAGAAAUUUCAAUAUUUAUUCAAUUAUAUGAAAUUAUCACAAACCUUUUUGAGAUUAAGCUUCUGUAAAUUAAAAUUAUAAUUCACAUUAACUGUUGUAUUGAUUGUCUAUUAAGAAGAACUUGUUAUUUACUGUGCACAAAAGCAACAAUGAAUAAAUUUGAGUAUACAAUAUAACCUAUAGGUAGGGCAGCCCUAACCUGGCAGCCUUGUGAAGGCUACACAGAUCCUAAUUGCAGCAUUACAACAAUGCCAGUUUAGGUUUGUCCCAACUAUGAAUAAAACCACAUUGUGGGACAUACAUAAAUGUUUAACUAUGUAACUAUAAAAGAAUUGAAUAGCUGCAAAGAGGCUAGUCUCUACAGCAGUGGCAAUCUCAAAUACCAUAAUAUUACUCCUCCUUGUUAGCUGCCUUAUUACUGUUGACUUGCACUAGGAGUUUUUUGUACAUUAAACCUAAAACUCUAUUUGCAAUUUGGCAGCAGUUUUUUUCAGUAAUAAAGCAUGCAGCACUUUCACUACUGAUGAGAUCAGUUUCUUUACAACUAGUAUUUUAUUGUUUAAAUUGUUUAAUAGUGGUUUUAUUUUGAUCAUAAAUGGAAAAAAAAAUAUGUAUCUAUCCCACACAUACACUCAAACCUCAUUAUGAUACUUUUCCAACUAUCUGGACAUAAGAAAGACAAGGUUUUAACUGGAAUUACUCCAAAAUAUUUCAUUAAACAAGUACUAAUAAUAUAACUACAGAUUUAACAAAUUUUCAGUUUGUGAUUAAAUUAGGGAAACUUUAAAUUAUUUAACUAAAAGCUAAAAGUAUAAGAAAGUAAUGACUUGGGUUUUUUAAAAAUCUUCCUGUAAAAUAUUUUUCUAUGAGGGUUUGCUUACUUCUUGAGUUAUGCUUUAAAAUAGGAAAUGUAUGGUGUCUAAAAAGUCAAAAUUGUCUUUUUCAGCUAUGUCUCUUCCUAGAAAGAUCUUUUUCUUCACCAUUGAUGCAUUGCAGUGCUUUUGAUAUAAUUGAUUUGUCUUUUAGUUAAGAGUCAAUUUCUGAAGAUAUUCCAUAGAUUCUUCAUGUUCCCAUGCUUCAGAAAAAUGGUGGAAAUAGUCAUUUUAGCUGAUGUAAAAACUAUGUUAUCCACAUAGACAUGCAUAAGAAUAUCCAAAUACGCAUGUUUUCCAGUUUUAAAAGUUCCCUACAUAGAACAGAGUGAGGAAUAAAAUGUGAUACAUUUGAUAAAAGAUGACCUAGUUUGGAAAAACUUUCUUAAAAAAAUUUUCAAUUGCAUUUUUACACUUUCAACGUCAUUCCAACUUUUAUGGAUGUGUUUAUUGGUAUCUAAACAAGUUGGACAAAAAUCACAGCCAUCAUCAAUUGCUGUGAAUCAAUUCCAGACUUCUAACAUGAUUUAUCUUAAAAUUCAAAAUAACAUCUUAUCUAAGAAUUGCAAACAGACAAUACACAUGGUUUUCAAACGUAUCUUUCUUCCUUCUGCUUUCAAAACCACCCCUUAUGUUCAUUGUUGUUAGCUUUUGAGGGGGUGCGAAUAUACUUGGAUUCAUGGGGCCAAUAACAAGUCUCGUAUUGGUUGUCUGAAAUUUCUUCUAUAAGCUUGUUCUGUUUUUUUUUUUUUUUUUGAACUUUUUAUUUUACUAAACUAAUUUCAGUUGUGAUGAAACAUUGAAUCCUAUUUAAACAGAUUAGUGUUGUGAUAAGCAUAUUGUCACUUCAAAAUUCUGUCUGGAAAUCUACAGCCACUAAACAUAAAAUAUUGUCAUAAAUUCAGGACUUUAGAAAAGUAACAUAGCAUGUGGAUGCCUUCACAGCAGGUUUGACUGUAUGUGUGUGUAAAUUACUUAUGUACAGUUUAAAAAUUUUGUUACAAUAACCAAGUUUGAUAUUGGAAAUUUUAUCUCCUUGAAAAAUGGUAGAAAAUAUAUUUAAAAAUGUUUUUGAAACGUUUUUAACAGUUUAGUUUUUUAAUGUUUAUUGCUUAGAAAUAUUAUGUGGUUCAUUAUUGAUGCAUUUUAUGCAAUAUGUUUCUAUCAGUGUUAAAUAUGCCAGAUGCAUAAAUUGUUUUGUAUUGCCCAUCUAUUUAUGAUACUUGAAUGGUGCAUUAAUAGUUAUUUUAAGGUUUUUUAUGAAACACUUUAACUUUUAUAUUACAAUUGAGGCCCCUAGUUUCAAAACCAGAUACUUGUAGGAGCGGACAAGCGCUCAACUUGUAAAAAGUCUGGUUUUGAAACUGAGGCAGACCUUCCUGCCCCAUUUCAAGGGGGAAAGAAGCGGUUUUUGAACCUAAUAUUGAGCAGGCAAAUAGGCCUUAUGAUUCUCUACAAGAUUAACAAAAAAAAAAAGAAAAAGAAAA
Messenger RNA from Uloborus diversus, 4135 nucleotides. Its product is annotated as protein spinster homolog 1-like. Lineage: Eukaryota; Metazoa; Arthropoda; Arachnida; Araneae; Uloboridae. Gene Ontology annotation, biological process: transmembrane transport. The coding region runs from base 100 to 1632 and encodes 510 amino acids. Gene Ontology annotation, molecular function: transmembrane transporter activity. The record is from RefSeq and is a predicted model, not a curated record. Gene Ontology annotation, cellular component: membrane. The transcript is spliced from 11 exons.